Molecule: messenger RNA, 6985 nt
Organism: Apus apus (common swift)
Lineage: Eukaryota; Metazoa; Chordata; Aves; Apodiformes; Apodidae
Gene: RPTOR
Product: regulatory associated protein of MTOR complex 1
Exons: 35
Coding region: 503-4558 (1351 amino acids)
Biological process (GO): positive regulation of protein serine/threonine kinase activity; cellular response to amino acid stimulus; regulation of autophagy
Cellular component (GO): TORC1 complex; cytoplasm
Molecular function (GO): protein binding; protein-macromolecule adaptor activity
Source: RefSeq, a predicted model, not a curated record
GGAAGAUGGCCGCCUCCUGCAUGUGGCGGUGAGAGGAGUCGGGCUCUCCGGCGCCGCAGGACGCGUCUCCUCCGCUCCUCCCGCCGCCCGCCCGCUCCCGCUCCGCAGCCCGCCCGCCCGCUCGCGGCCCGCCGGUGUGCGAGGGCGCUGGGAGCCGCCAUGGGCCGGGCGCGCCUCCCGCCGCAGAGAGCGCAGGGCCCGCGGGGCUAGAGGCGCGGGGGAGGCCCGGGCCCGCUCCCCGCCGGCCGCUCGGACCGCGCGGGGCCGGGAGGCGCCGCGUCCCUCGGGAGCCGGACGGGGCUGCGGUCCGCGGGCGACGGAGAGGGAGGAGAGUGGCCAGGUGGAAGGCGCCGCUUCCCCCGGGCUCGUCCUGACCUGCAGACCUGGGAGAGGAGCCUCCCGCUGCCCUUGCCCCGUCCUCCCCGGGCAUCCACCUGCCGCAGGGACCCCUCGCUCCCCGCUGCCGCUCGCUGCUCGCUUGUUGCCCGGCGCUUCCCCUCCCAUGGAGUCUGAGAUGCUGCAGUCGCCUCUUCUGGGGCUGGGGGAGGAGGAUGAGUCUGACCUAACUGACUGGAACUUGCCUCUGGCCUUUAUGAAGAAAAGACAUUGCGAGAAGAUUGAAGGCUCCAAGUCUUUGGCUCAGAGCUGGAGGAUGAAGGACCGGAUGAAGACUGUCAGUGUUGCCUUAGUUUUGUGCCUCAAUGUUGGUGUGGACCCUCCUGAUGUGGUGAAAACAACUCCCUGUGCCCGGCUGGAGUGCUGGAUUGAUCCUCUGUCCAUGGGUCCUCAAAAGGCUCUGGAGACCAUCGGUGCGAAUUUGCAGAAGCAGUAUGAGAACUGGCAGCCACGAGCCAGGUACAAGCAGAGUCUUGAUCCUACGGUGGAUGAAGUUAAGAAACUGUGUACGUCCCUGCGGCGCAACGCCAAGGAAGAGCGGGUUCUUUUCCACUACAAUGGACAUGGCGUCCCCAGGCCCACAGUAAAUGGGGAGAUCUGGGUCUUCAAUAAGAACUAUACUCAGUACAUCCCUCUGUCCAUCUAUGACCUGCAGACCUGGAUGGGCAGUCCUUCCAUCUUUGUCUAUGACUGCUCCAACGCUGGCCUUAUUGUCAAGUCCUUCAAACAAUUUGCACUACAGAGGGAGCAAGAGCUGGAGGUGGCUGCAAUUAACCCCAACCACCCACUUGCUCAGAUGCCUUUGCCCCCCUCCAUGAAGAACUGCAUCCAGCUGGCAGCCUGCGAGGCCAACGAGCUGCUGCCCAUGAUCCCCGACCUGCCCGCAGACCUUUUCACCUCAUGCCUUACUACACCCAUCAAAAUUGCUCUGAGAUGGUUCUGCAUGCAGAAGAGUGUCAGACUGGUGCCAGGAGUCACGCUGGAUUUGAUAGAGAAAAUUCCUGGAAGACUGAAUGACAGGAGAACUCCCCUGGGAGAGCUGAACUGGAUCUUCACAGCCAUCACAGACACCAUUGCAUGGAACGUCCUGCCCAGAGAUCUCUUCCAGAAGCUCUUCAGGCAGGACCUGCUUGUGGCCAGUUUAUUCCGUAACUUCCUGUUGGCAGAAAGGAUCAUGAGAUCUUACAACUGCACCCCAGUCAGCAGCCCCCGCCUGCCGCCCACCUACAUGCACGCCAUGUGGCAAGCAUGGGACCUUGCUGUUGAUAUUUGCCUUUCCCAGUUACCUACAAUUAUAGAGGAAGGAACUGCCUUUAGGCACAGUCCGUUCUUUGCCGAGCAGCUGACGGCGUUCCAGGUCUGGCUGACCAUGGGCGUGGAGAACCGCAACCCCCCGGAGCAGCUCCCCAUCGUCCUGCAGGUGCUGCUGAGCCAGGUGCAUCGGCUGCGAGCUCUUGAUUUGCUGGGAAGAUUUUUGGACCUGGGCCCCUGGGCAGUUAGCUUGGCCCUCUCUGUUGGCAUUUUCCCGUAUGUGCUGAAGCUGCUUCAAAGUUCAGCUCGUGAGCUGAGACCACUUCUUGUCUUCAUCUGGGCCAAAAUCCUGGCAGUGGACAGCUCCUGCCAAGCUGACCUUGUGAAGGACAACGGUCACAAGUAUUUCCUUUCAGUGCUGGCAGAUCCUUAUAUGCCAGCUGAACACAGGACCAUGACAGCUUUCAUCCUGGCUGUGAUUGUUAACAACUACAACACUGGACAGGAAGCUUGCCUUCAAGGAAACCUGAUUGCUAUUUGCCUGGAGCAGUUAAACGAUCCCCAUCCUCUCCUGCGUCAGUGGGUGGCCAUUUGUUUAGGACGCAUUUGGCAGAACUUUGACUCAGCCAGGUGGUGUGGUGUGAGAGACAGUGCUCAUGAAAAGCUCUACAGCCUCCUCUCGGAUCCAAUCCCAGAGGUUCGCUGUGCUGCAGUCUUUGCUCUGGGAACAUUUGUGGGCAACUCUGCAGAACGGACCGAUCACUCCACCACCAUCGACCACAACGUGGCCAUGAUGUUGGCCCAGCUCAUCAAUGAUGGGAGCCCCAUGGUCAGGAAGGAGCUGGUGGUGGCUUUAAGUCACCUAGUGGUUCAGUAUGAGAGCAAUUUUUGCACCGUGGCCUUGCAGUUCAUGGAAGAGGAGAAGAAUUACCCUCUCCCUUCUCCAGCAGCCCCAGAGGGGGGCAGUUUGACACCAGUGCGAGAUGGGCCGUGCACACCCAGGCUGCGGUCCGUCAGCUCCUACGGGAACAUCCGAGCAGUUACCACAGCCAGGAACCUGAACAAGUCCUUGCAGAACCUCAGCUUGAAUGAAGAAUCUGGAAGCUCUGUUGCAUUUUCUCCUGGGAAUCUCAGCACCAGCAGCAGUGCCAGCAGCACCCUGGGCAGCCCAGAGAACGAGGAGUAUAUCCUGUCCUUCGAGACCAUUGACAAGAUGAGACGAGUCAGCUCGUACUCUUCUCUGAACUCACUGAUAGGUGUGAGUUUCAACAGUGUUUACACCCAGAUUUGGAGAGUACUCCUUCACUUAGCUGCUGACCCCUAUCCAGACGUCUCUGACUUGGCCAUGAAAGUUCUCAACAGUAUUGCCUACAAGGCAACAGUGAACGCUCGUCCCCAGCGCAUCCUCGACACCUCCUCACUGACCCAGUCUGCCCCUGCCAGCCCCACCAACAAGGGCAUGCACAUCCAGCAAGUGGGAGGGUCACCUCCAACCACGAGUACAAGCAGCUCCAGCCUGACAAAUGAUGUGACAAAACAACCAGUCAGUCGGGACAUGGCAUCUGUGAGACCUGCCAAUGUUGGCAACAUGGGGGUGCAGUACACCCCCCACUCCCACCAGUUCCCCAGGACAAGGAAAAUGUUUGACAAAGGGCCAGAGCAGACGGCUGACGACGCCGAUGACACCGUUGGACACAAAAGUUUCAUCUCGGCCACGGUGCAGACGGGCUUUUGUGACUGGAGUGCCAAGUAUUUUGCUCAGCCAGUCAUGAAGAUCCCAGAAGAGCAUGACCUGGAGAGCCAGAUCCGCAAGGAGAGAGAGUGGCGGUUCCUGCGCAAUGCCCGGGUCAGGAAGCAAGCCCAGAAGAUCAUCCAGAAAGGCAUUUCCCGGCUGGAUGAUCAGAUCUUCCUCAACAGGAACCCAGGGGUCCCCUCAGUGGUGAAGUUCCACCCCUUCACGCCCUGCAUUGCGGUGGCCGACAAGGACAGCAUCUGUUUCUGGGACUGGGAGAAAGGGGAAAAGUUGGACUAUUUCCACAACGGGAACCCUCGAUACACCAGGAUCACAGCAAUGGAAUACCUGAAUGGGCAGGACUGCUCCCUGCUGCUGACUGCCACAGAUGAUGGUGCCAUCAGAGUGUGGAAGAAUUUUGCAGACCUGGAGAAGAACCCAGAGAUGGUAACUGCCUGGCAGGGGCUGUCAGACAUGCUGCCAACUACACGAGGUCUGGCCCGAAGGGUUUCAAUCUAUCUUGACAGAAGUAAACAGGGAGGAGCAGGAAUGGUGGUCGACUGGGAACAAGAAACUGGGCUCCUGAUGACAUCGGGAGAUGUGAGGAUCAUCCGGAUCUGGGACACGGACCGGGAAAUGAAAGUACAGGACAUCCCCACCGGAGCAGACAGCUGUGUGACCAGCCUUUCCUGUGAUUCCCAUCGCUCCCUGAUCGUGGCGGGGCUGGGGGACGGUUCCAUCCGCGUCUUCGACCGGCGCAUGGCGCUGAGCGAGUGCCGUGUCAUGACCUACCGGGAGCACACGGCCUGGGUGGUGAAGGCUUACCUGCAGAAACACCCCGAGGGCAACAUCAUGAGCGUCAGCGUCAACGGGGACGUGCGGUUCUUUGACCCCCGGAUGCCCGAGUCCAUGAAGGUCCUGCAGAUAGUCAAAGGGCUGACGGCCCUUGACAUUCACCCACAAGCCAACCUCUUUGCAUGUGGCUCCAUGAAUCAGUUCACUGCAAUCUACAAUGGAAAUGGAGAGCUGAUCAACAAUAUCAAAUACUACGAUGGAUUCAUGGGACAGAGAGUUGGAGCCAUCAGCUGCCUGGCUUUCCAUCCACACUGGCCUCACCUGGCCGUCGGCAGCAACGACUACUACAUCUCGGUGUACUCGGUGGAGAAGCGGAUCAGAUAACGGCGGCAGCGGCGGGAGGGGAUCCCGGCGGGAGGGGAUCCCGGCGGGCAGGGCCGUGUCUCACCCACUGUACAUAGUGAAACCAUCGACUUGAAUGUCUCGUGUGGCUGCUGCUGCUGCGACCCCCAACUUGAACUUUUUUUUUUUUUUCUCCUAACACAGCUACUGAUCAUUUUGACGAGGGGAAGAGACAAUCUCCUUUCUUGGUUGUUUUGUUUUUUGUUUUGUUUUGUGGGGUUUUUUUUCCCAGCUAUACCCUCUAAAAGCUACAGAAAAGGAACAUUUUAUUUUUGUUUCUGGUGGUUGGCUUCUCUAUUAGAAACACGGCUCCUGAGCUUGGCAGGACUGAAUGGGGCAAUACCCCUGAAAAAGGGCUUCCUGGUUUAGACUUUCUUUGGUCUGCUGGAGCAUUUAAACCUUGCUUGAAGCAUGGAAGUUGCUUUAAGGACUGAAGUCAGGACUCACCUACAGCUCCGUGCAUCUGACCAGGCUGUGGGACCCCCCCAGCUGCUGCCAGCCCUGAGCCAGACCAGCAUUCCUCCAGCAGGGCAGCCAGACCUGAGCUGCCCAUCUGCAGAAUCAAGGAACAUGCUCUGGUGCUACAGGAAAGUGUCUCUGCAUGAACUUUGUCCUCUCUGCAGCGUCCUCUCCAGCAGAAGCAGAGACACAGGCAGCGUGGUGGCAAGGAGAGGCAGGGAUGCCCAGGAGAGGGGCUUGAGAUGGCAGGAGCAGGGCAGGAUGCCACCCUACCCAGGAAGAAGAGGGAAGAAAGAGAAUGGACAUUUCUAAUGUCCCCACGAGCCAGGAGCAAGUCACUCAUGGAACCACUUUCCACCCCAGCACACAGUGCUGGUGACAAGGUCUGGGGUAUUUCUGUCACUGUCACUGCUGCAGUCACUGUCCUUGUGCCCACAGUGAACUCCACAACCACGUUUGAAGCCUGGGAGCUCUGCCCAGACAGCGAGGGAGGCUCCAGGGUCAAGCCACAGGCUUCUGCCUGGCUCCAGUGUGCUAAUAAUAUUCAGCAAGCUGAUUGCCAGGAGGAUUUGCACACUUGCUGUGGUGUGUUUGCAGCUGCACAUACUGUGUGGCCAUGGCUUGUCUGUCUGUCCCUGCAGAACUGGGCACGUCGCCACACAGGGUCUGAGCACAAGAGAAUCACUAAAAGAGGGGGAGACAGCAGGCCAUCCUGCUUUGAGGAAAACAGCUUUUUCCUGGCCUGCUCCAUCUUCUGCACCUUCCACAUGUGCAUAAUUAAUGUUUCUGUCCCUUGAAACCCAUGGUGGGUCUGGAGAUGGGUGUGGGGAAGGGGUGGGCACAGCCAAAGGGCACGUUUCUCUCAAGUGCUGCCAAGGUGUGAUCUACCUGGUCAGGAACAGAACUUGCUCUGUGCAAAAAUCACUGCGGUGACAAAGCUUGACCUGCCAAGUCCCAGAGUUCCCAGUUUUCCUUUGAGGGUUUGGGGGGUCUGCAGGCUCCCAGCAGGCUGCCAGGGAUGAGGCUGAUGGUGAAGGGAGUACUGAUGUGGGAAGGGGUGAGAAAUGUUCUGUCCCUGUGUGGUGGCUCCUGUGCCCCUGACCUGUCCCUGCUCCUUGCACUGGGUCAGCUUGGUCUGUGGGGCUGUGCAGGGCACAGGGGGCCCUGCUGCCUGUCCCAGGGCUGCCACAGGGGACCUGGGCACAAAGUGCCACACACCCAUCUGGACUGUGAGGGGUCCUGGAGCUGCCAGGGUGGAGCAGACACCACGGGCUGGGGGCUGUGUCCUCACCCCAGCACCGUCCCUGUCCCCCUGUACCAGGGAGGCCAAGGGCCUCUUCCCAGGAUGAUGAAUCAAAGGCUUUAAACUUCAGAAAAAACUACCUAAAAGUCCACUUUUGAAUUACCAAAAGUUUAAUUAUGGUCUAACAGAGCUGUGCCUCUUCCCAGCCUGCUCCAGUGCUGCCCCAGCCUCCAUCCCAGCAGCCCAUGAUGUCUCGUGGCUGUGCUGGCCAGCGUGGGGCCAGAGCUUGGGAUCUGCACGUAACCCAUUAACACACACAGCUUAAAAAAACCACAGAUUUUUAACUUCUAUCAGUGUCUUCAUGAAAGGAACCAGGAAUGCCUGGCAGAGGGCGAAGGUGCAUGGUGGGAAACUGCUGCUCUGGUGCCCCUCGGCCAGGAGGGGUUUUUAAUGAAUGUGGCCUGUUGAGCUUUCAUCUGAGCAUGUGUGGGGCUGUGUUUGCACAGGUCUGAUGCAGAGAUUCAAUCAUGAAGUUUAACCAAGGAUCGGGAGAGCAUCCUACCUAAAAAAGUUCACUUAUCUCUAUUUAUUUUACAAAAGUAAAAAAAAAAAAUUAAAAAAAAUUAUAAGAAACCCACACAAUUGUAAUGUGAGAGUAAAACAAUUACAAACAAAUAAAUGGUUAAUAAAAAAUAAAUGCAGAAACA